This is a messenger RNA of Triplophysa rosa, 3563 nucleotides long. RefSeq names its product epsin 1b (gene epn1b). Bases 408 to 1868 code for a protein of 486 amino acids. The transcript is spliced from 10 exons. The record is from RefSeq and is a predicted model, not a curated record. Gene Ontology annotation, molecular function: clathrin binding; phospholipid binding. Gene Ontology annotation, biological process: endocytosis. Gene Ontology annotation, cellular component: endosome; plasma membrane; clathrin vesicle coat. NCBI's taxonomy places the organism in Eukaryota, Metazoa, Chordata, Actinopteri, Cypriniformes, Nemacheilidae.
AGAGGGAAAAACGCAGUUGUACCUCUUAAUAUGUCCGUUUAAAAUUUACUUGGCAAAAGGAGCAAUAAAAACAACGUCAUUUGCUCUUUAUUUGGAGUGACGUUUUGUAUGGUGUCCCCUUCCCGAAGGGCCCUUCUGAGGGCAAUAUAUCCCGUUUGAACAAUACCAUUUGUUUUUUGACAGGUGGCCGUAAACGGAAGCGGAAAUUUCCGCUUGUCUCUGGAAAAGCGUCUCAUCUCUCCUCCCGUCCAUCCUCCCUAAAGGGUUUGCCUUCAUAAUUCUGGUGUAUAGGCCUUAGGUCACCAUUGAGAGCACAUGGACUGAAGUGCCUAUGCGUGACUGCGAAAUCCUGUCAACAGCCAUUCUUAUACCCUUUAUUUAGCAGUUCACAGACAAAAACCGCCAUCAUGACUCACUCAAUGCUGCGACGACAACUGAAGAACCUUGUUCAAAACUUUUCUGAGGCAGAAGUCAAGGUUCGAGAAGCGACUUCUAAUGACCCCUGGGGCCCUUCUAGCUCCCAGAUGGCCGAUAUCUCGGACCUGACGUACAAUGUGGUGGCGUGUAAUGAGAUUUUGGCAAUGCUCUGGAAGCGCCUCAAUGAUGACAAAAAUUGGAGGCAUGUGUAUAAGUCUCUAACCCUACUUGAAUACAUGUUGAAAACCGGCUCAGACCGCGUUCCCCAGCAGAGUUUGGAGAAUAUCCAUAUUAUUAAAGCUCUGACAGAAUAUCGCUGUACAGACAAGGAUGGAAAGGACCAGGGGGUAAAUGUGAGAGAGAAGGCAAAGAUUGUGUUAGUGCUGGUUGAGGAUGAAGAAAAGCGGAAGGAGGAGAGAGAUUUCGCUUUGAAGACGAAAGACAAGCUGGCAAAAGCUCCCAAUGUAUCUUCAGCAACAGGACCAGAAAAAGAGAAAUCAGAGAUCCCUCCAUACACGGGACUUCCCUCUCUGGACAAUAUCCCCUCAGUAGCUGAUCUGACCGCUACUAUGGCCAAGAAGAAGGAGGAGCAGAGACGCCUGGAGGCAGAGAGGAAAGAAGCGGAGAGACGGGCAAAAGAGGGCGACACUGAACCAGAUCUUUGGGAACAAGCAGCCACAGCAGCUCCUCAGUCCGGCUCAGAUCCCUGGGGAGCUCAAUCAGAUGCAUCAAAUGAAUCCGCCCCUGCAUCCGGUGACCCGUGGGGGGCACCUUCUGAUAAUGGCAAGGAAUCCAGUCCAGCUAGUAGUGAUCCUUGGGGUGAAUCUUCUGAUGUAAAAAACGGGUCUCCACCUGCCUCCAGUGAUCCUUGGGGAGGAUCAGCCAGUGCUGAGAAAGAAUCGUCGCCUGCCUCCAAUGAUCCAUGGGGUGACUCUGCUGGACUUUCAGAAGAUAAACCCACUGCUGCGAAUGAUCCUUGGGGGUCUCCAACCGAAGCGCCAAAAGAUUCUGAACGAGCGAAGUCGGAUCCCUGGGGGGAACCAGCAGAUGUACAGGACUCGGCACAUGCAGCAUCAGACCCCUGGGCGGCUCCACUCGAAGCACCAUCAGCCAGUUCAGAUGAUCCAUUUGGUGAUGGUUCGAAAGCAGAUAAUGACCCUUGGGGCACAGCAGUAUCUUCACCCCCCACUGCUAAUGACCCCUGGGGCGCCCCAUCAGCUCCAACCGAUGCUGUGACAACAAGUGACCCUUUUGGUGAUGGAGGCAUGUCAGAUCCUUGGGGAGCUCCUUCUGAGAACGGUAAUGAGACCAAAAAGCCGGCAUCCUUCCUCGGUGAAGGUGCUUCGUUGGUGGACUUGGACUCUCUAAUGUCAGUCAAGCCCAAACCCAAACAGCCUCCCCUCAACGCCAUCUCCACCACUACUCAAAAAGCCCAGGGUAAGGAGGGCUAAGAGAGCGACACAUUGACAAUAAGACUGAGUGAAAGAGAGAGAGAAUUACUGUAUAGUAUCUGUUUAUUUUUGAGUGUUUGUGAUCAGUAUUUUUCAAGCGUAUAGUUCAUAUAGUCAUGUGUAGCAUAACCUGUAGGUAGUUGACGUAGAUUCCAUCUCAACUGGUUUUUAUUCUUUUUAUCCCCAUUUCUAUGCUAUAUACUUCCCUGGUCCCUCCUUCCCCAUCAUCCCUUUUGGUUUGUAUGCUUUAACUUUCAUCCUUCCCAGGUAUUUUGAUGGCCACUUGCAUGACCAAGCCUUUGGGCGACAACAUGUCCAAUGCAAGCAGUUCAGCCACGUGGCCUUCCAACCCCAAUCAUUUCGGUUUUAACCCCAUGACCCCGCAUUCCAGUACCCUCCCUCCAGCUCCCCAAAAUACAGUCCUAAGGGUACCUGCUCCCCACAUUGCAUCUUCAACCCAAAGUGCAAGCUUUUCAGCUUUACCAGUGAACAGCAUGGGGUUUUCAAUGGUUAACACACACGCAGCAACUAGAAUGGUACAGCCGAGCACUGCAGAUGAGCUCUCACCGAUGUCGUUCACGGGAAUGCUCUUUCCAUGCCCUGGAGUUCCACAGAAACCUCCAGUGGUUUCAGGCACUGGCACUGGACAGGGAAAUAACAUUUUUUGAGUUCUCCCACUCCCAUAAUCAUUUAGUCACCCCUAACCUUCCCAUAUGAUUCGCCUUCAUCGAACCCAAUCUACUGUGUGUUUGUAUAAGUGUGUGAAAAUAUUUAAAUAUCAGUGAGCAAUUGUACUAUAAGACUUUCCUUUAUGGGGAAAAAGCAUGCAGUUCCAAAUCUUUUCAACCGGAUUGACAAGGAGGUUGAAGCUGGUGUUCAUCAGUUUUAUGGUAUUUAUCCAGUACAUUAUGGAAUCUUUGAAUGCGGCUUAUUCGGUUAGUUUGGUUAUCGAUUAGCUUGCCAGGUUUCGAAAAGUUGGUUAUGUUGUUCUGAUAAAUAUUAGAGAUGAGUGGAAAUUCCCAUGUUUAUCCUGAAACAUAACUGGAUAUGUGUGCUGUGUUUGAAGAAUGAGAUCCGGCUGUAGACACUAGUUCAUUAUGAAUCAGCAUUGAAUAUGUUUUUUGAUAUUUUUAUUGCAUCACUGUUAAAUUUCCCAUGUGCAGCAUUCUGUAACACACAGGAUUAUUGAUAUUGUAACAUCAAAAUGAGACUUAAUUAAUUAUGAUGAUGAGGAUAGAUGUUUCGGGGGUAAGUGGUUUGGUUUUUAAUUCAAAUGAAAUAUGAGCAUUUGAAUUUUGAUCAAAAGGAAUGUAUUCUUUCUGUAUAAGAUUAUUUAUUAAGAUGAUUUAUACAUUGAGUGCUUUUGCUUCCUGAUGGUUGAAAAUGUGUUUAUUUUUAUUAGUGGUUUUAUUUAUUUAUUUAUUUGUUCUUAUUUAUUGGUAAAGAAGGACAACGAUGGAACAAUCAUAAUGACGUAAAAUUAAAGUUCAUGAAGAAAACAUGGCCUACUUACAUUCUGGAAGACAAUAUCUGCUGUUCUUCAUUAGUAAAGUUUUUUCAUAUUGGCUGUUGUAUUACGAGUUAAGUUACAGGUGCAUUUUAUUACAAAUAAAUAUAUUUAUUCUACCAGCUAUGGUAAAGCUAUGGUGUUACCUGUGAAAGUGCACAAUUUAAAAUUAAAGUGACAAAACCAUG